This is a messenger RNA of Ctenocephalides felis (cat flea), 1177 nucleotides long. RefSeq names its product innexin shaking-B. NCBI's taxonomy places the organism in Eukaryota, Metazoa, Arthropoda, Insecta, Siphonaptera, Pulicidae. Gene Ontology annotation, molecular function: gap junction channel activity. The record is from RefSeq and is a predicted model, not a curated record. The transcript has 3 exons. Gene Ontology annotation, cellular component: plasma membrane; gap junction. The coding region runs from base 59 to 1177 and encodes 372 amino acids.
CAUGUUUAUUAAAUUUACAUCUUAAAUUAUUUUAUAAGAUUGUUUCCCUCCCGCGAAGAUGUUGGACAUCUUCCGCGGUCUGAAGAACUUGAUCAAAGUCAGCCACAUCCAAAUCGACAACCCUGUAUUUCGUCUGCAUUAUAGCAUAACUGUUAUGAUAUUGAUGGCGUUUUCAUUGAUAGUGACAACUAGACAAUAUGUAGGAAACCCAAUAGAUUGCAUACACACCAAGGACAUUCCUGAGGACGUUCUCAACACGUAUUGUUGGAUACACUCUACUUAUGCGUUGAAGAGCUUAUUCCGCAAACGAGUUGGAAGUGAAGUUCCUUAUCCUGGUAUUGGAACCAGCGAGGGGAAGGAGUCGGACAAGAAGGUUUAUAAGUAUUACCAGUGGGUUUGCUUCUGUUUAUUUUUACAGGCAAUAUUAUUCUAUACUCCGCGAUGGCUGUGGAAGUCCUGGGAAGGCGGCAAGAUAAACGCAUUGAUGAUGGAUUUGGAUGUGGGUAUUUGCAGCGAAAUUGAAAAGAAGCAAAAGAAAAAGCUUUUACUAGACUAUUUAUGGGACAAUCUGAGGUACCAUAACUGGUGGGCAUAUCGUUAUUACAUUUGCGAACUACUAUCUCUGAUAAACGUAGUAGGUCAGAUGUUUUUGAUGAACCGUUUUUUCGACGGCGAAUUCAUGUCAUUUGGACUUGAUGUCAUAAAGCACCUCGAGUCUGAUCAAGAAGAGCGAAUGGAUCCAAUGAUCUAUAUUUUCCCCCGAAUGACAAAAUGCACAUUCUUCAAAUUUGGUGUGAGCGGAGAAGUUGAAAAACACGAUGCCAUCUGUAUUCUUCCCCUAAACGUAGUCAACGAAAAAAUUUACGUUUUCUUAUGGUUUUGGUUUAUUAUUCUGUCAAUCCUAACAUUUCUUACAUUAAUCUAUCGAGUAGUGAUAAUAUUUUCUCCAAGAAUGAGAGUUUAUUUGCUCCGCAUGAGGUUUAGACUGAUCAAACGUGAUGCCGUAGAAGUCAUCGUGAGGAGGUCGAAAAUGGGAGACUGGUUUCUCCUGUACAUGUUAGGAGAGAACGUUGAUUCGGUGAUAUUUCGAGAUGUUAUGCAAGAGUUGGCAAUCAGAUUAGGCCAAGAUCAACAUCACCACGUGCCUGGUGUCAAAGGAGAGAUCCAGGAAGCGUGA